Cyphellophora attinorum is the source of this 609-nucleotide messenger RNA. RefSeq lists its product as uncharacterized. The transcript has a single exon. Bases 1 to 609 code for a protein of 202 amino acids. The record is from RefSeq and is a predicted model, not a curated record. Lineage: Eukaryota; Fungi; Ascomycota; Eurotiomycetes; Chaetothyriales; Cyphellophoraceae.
AUGGCUCGCCGCAGUCUUUCCGUCCUACUGGCGGCAUGUGCAGUCUUGGCACAAUGGGCGCAAGCGACGCCAGUACACAGUCACCGGGCAGCGCAUAUCGCAGCGCGGCCCAGACACUCACACGAUGCUCCAUCAAUACGGCACCUCGAGAUACCUGAAGAACCAGAAACCAGACUUGGCCGAAGAUCAGAGAACGACACCUCAGACGAUGUCGACGAUCGAACGUGGCUUGAUGACCAUUCCGAUCUGCAACAAAGCGAUCUCGCUGAUUUGCUGGAUGAGCUAGGCCUCAGCUACGGUGACGUGAGAGAACUUGUCAAAAGAUAUGGCGCGGGUCAGACGCCUCCACAACAAUGUACCAGCACUGUCACGACGACCCUACUGCCGACAGCGACUGCUUCUCAGCCAUCAAGUCAGCCGACGAACAGCAGGCCACCUCCAAGUAGCGGGACCGGAGCCAGAAACAUGAAUGUGGUCUACUACGCCCAGACGCCAGCCACCGCUCAGGUGCCUCUCACAACGAUAUGCAACGAUACCAACAUAGAUAUCGUCAUACUUGCCUUCGUCACCGAUCUCUUCACUGCCGGAGGCUAUCCAACAGUAAGUUGA